This is a messenger RNA of Exophiala viscosa, 1994 nucleotides long. Its product is annotated as myo-inositol-1-phosphate synthase. The coding region runs from base 1 to 1617 and encodes 538 amino acids. The transcript is spliced from 3 exons. Gene Ontology annotation, biological process: inositol biosynthetic process; phospholipid biosynthetic process. Gene Ontology annotation, molecular function: inositol-3-phosphate synthase activity. The record is from RefSeq and is a predicted model, not a curated record. NCBI's taxonomy places the organism in Eukaryota, Fungi, Ascomycota, Eurotiomycetes, Chaetothyriales, Herpotrichiellaceae. Gene Ontology annotation, cellular component: cytoplasm.
AUGGCUCCUCACGCAGAAACGGGCGUCGGCUCCAUGAACGGGUAUAGCACCUACGAGGCACAGACACCAAAGGAUCUUUUCACUGUCAACUCUCCCAAUGUGAAGUACACCGACGACCAUAUCGAGAGCAAAUAUGUCUAUCGCACCACCGCCGUCACCAAGGGUCCCAAUGGCAAGUACACGGCAUCCCCCAAGGAAGCCACCUACGACUUCAAGGUCGACCGCAAAGUACCAAAGGUUGGUAUGAUGUUGGUAGGCUGGGGCGGCAACAAUGGUUCCACGGUCACCGCUGGAAUCCUUGCCAACCGUCGUGGUCUGACUUGGGAAACUCGGGAAGGUCCUCGUGCUGCCAACUACUAUGGCUCAGUCAUCAUGGGCUCAACCAUCAAGCUCGGCACGGAAGUCGAGACUGGGGAGGAGAUCAACGUCCCUUUCCAUGAUGUUUUGCCCAUGGCUCAUCCAAACGACCUUGUCAUCGGUGGUUGGGACAUUAGCAGCAUGAACAUCGCUGCAUCUAUGGAUCGUGCUCAAGUUUUGGAACCAACCUUGAAGGCUCAGGUCUACAAGGAAAUGGCUUCCAUGAAACCCCUGCCAAGUAUCUACUACCCCGAUUUUAUCGCAGCCAACCAGGAAGAUCGUGCAGAUAAUGUCCUACCUGGCAGCAAAGCAUGCAUGGCUCAUGUUGAGCAGAUUAGAACUGACAUGAAGUAUGACACCUUAAACUUCAAGACUGAAAACAAUCUGGACAAGGUCAUUGUUCUUUGGACUGCCAACACCGAACGUUAUGCCGACAUUAUUCCGGGAGUCAACGACACUGCCGACAAUUUGUUGAAGGCUAUUGAACAGGGUCACGAGGAAGUGUCACCAUCGACUGUCUUUUCCGUGGCUUGCAUUCUUGACAACGUUCCGUUCAUCAACGGUUCGCCUCAAAACACUUUUGUGCCUGGUGCUAUCAAACUCGCCGAGAAGUAUGGCUCUUUCAUUGGUGGUGAUGAUUUCAAGUCUGGCCAGACUAAGAUGAAGUCGGCCUUGGUUGACUUCUUGAUCACCGCUGGUAUCAAGUUGACCUCCAUCGCCAGCUACAACCACCUUGGCAACAAUGACGGCAAGAACUUGAGCUCUCAGAAACAAUUCCGAUCCAAGGAGAUUUCCAAGUCGAACGUGGUGGAUGAUAUGGUUGCCGCCAACUCUGUCUUGUACAAGAAGGACGAGCAUCCGGAUCACACCGUGGUCAUCAAGUACAUGCCAGCUGUUGGUGACAACAAGCGUGCCUUGGACGAGUACUACGCCGAGAUCUUCAUGGGUGGUCACCAGACCAUCAGCAUCUUCAACGUCUGCGAGGACUCGUUGCUCGCAUCUCCUCUGAUCAUUGAUCUGGUUCUGGUCGCAGAGAUGAUGACUCGUAUCUCCUGGAAGACGGAGUCUGCCGAGGAGUACAAGGGCUUCCACAGUGUGCUCAGUAUUCUCAGCUACAUGUUGAAGGCACCACUCACACCUCCCGGCACUCCCGUUGUCAACGCCCUCGCGAAGCAACGUAGCGCACUAACCAACAUCUUCCGUGCUUGCAUCGGACUCCAACCCGAGUCAGACAUGACUCUGGAGCACAAGUUGUUUUAGCCGCGUCGCAAAGAGGCUAAGGGAGAGACGCUUUCGGCCUUUUUGGCAAAGGCAAAGGAAAAUCAGCGGUUGAUGUCUUGGUUAUACCCUUUCGGCAUGUUGUUGGGGGUGGCUAGACUGCUUUUUGACUUUUGCAUUGCGAACGGCGAAAGAGUAGUCCUAGCUGGGGCUUGUAUACGAGGGAGUGUCCUAGAUUGCACAGAUUGUUUUUUGUUUUUCGCGUUUGAUUUAUGACCAACUCUUGUCACUCUUUUGAUAGUACAACCUUAGCAACACAGACAUAUUGCUUUACUAUCCAUUAUUCAUUCUGCUAAUCCCUGGUAAAGACCCGCCGACCUCAAGCGGAGGUUCUUGCACACGUCUCACACAUCUGAGAA